UGCCCCUCACUCCCGACCCUCAGCCCCCUGCUAGCCCAGCCCUGCCCCCCCAGCCCUGCCGGUUCCCCUCAGUCCCGACCACAGCCCCUGCUAGCCCAGCCCUGCCCCCCCAGCUCUGCUGGUGCCCUCAGCCCCUCCUGUGAUAUGGGGCAGGAAGUCAAGUUGUGAUCAGCUGUUCACUGCUGUGGUUUGGCCACUGGCUCACUCUGCAGGGACUGAGUGGAAACGUCCUCAGUCCGUUUCUCUCCCUGGAGCCCACCGGGGUCACAGCUGCCAGAGGUCCCCCCCAGAGGCUCCGGGCCCCUGAGACAUGGCGGAGGAUGCAGAUGGCCACAGGGCCCCCCUGCUGCCAGGCACGGAGGAGUCCCCUGGGCACCCUGCGCUGAACUUCCUGGGGAAGGCAGCGGCCUCGGUGCUGCCAAUCGCCAGCCUUGUCGUCGGAGCCUUGUACCUGGGCCAGUGCCCGCACCAGCCCCUGCUGCCCUGCUACCUGCUGGUGGGGGGCAGCGCCGCCCUGCUCUUCCUGCUGCUGACCUGCCUGCCCUGCGGGGACGGGACGGACCCGCCCCAGCUGAGCCCCGGCACCCGCGGCUGGAGGGCGGCUUUCCUGCUCUUCCUCUUCGCGUGGUUCAUCGCCGGUAACGUCUGGGUCUACUCCAUCUACCCCCCGGAGUACAAGGACCCCAAGAAUCCGGAUUUCUGCUCCCGCCCCCUCUACCUCUUCGCCUUCUGGGUCACCACGCUGGUGUACGUGGGGCUGGGGGUCGCGUUGCUGGCUGCCCUCGGCAUCCUGGGCUGCCUGGUGCUGCUGCGGGCACGGCUGCCCUGGCUCCAGCGGGGAGACGCGUAUCCCUAGCCGGGGGGGAGACAAGGGGGUAAAUAAAGGCCUGAAACACA
Molecule: messenger RNA, 897 nt
Organism: Caretta caretta (loggerhead turtle)
Lineage: Eukaryota; Metazoa; Chordata; Testudines; Cheloniidae
Product: transmembrane protein 272
Source: RefSeq, a predicted model, not a curated record